This is a messenger RNA of Caenorhabditis bovis, 1173 nucleotides long. Lineage: Eukaryota; Metazoa; Nematoda; Chromadorea; Rhabditida; Rhabditidae. The record is from the annotation of a GenBank genome assembly.
AUGCAAGCACGCGAUUUCGUCAGGACUGCCAAAAAGGCCCUCCUCUCCCAUUCCGUGUCAAUUCAGAAUUACACUGAAGAAGAUUGCCAAAUCGCCUACCAUGCCACAACCAACUCAUUCAUGCAGACAAUCCGAUUUGUGCACAUUUUCUUUUGCACAAUCGGCGCCGUUUCAUCAACGUUGUUCAUUUUCGUCUUGAUUUCGUCGUCAUCGAAAAAUUUGCACUUGAAUUUGCGUAUUUCGCUGGCAUCGCUGGCGGUGGCAGCCCUAAUUGCUUGCCUUCAACUUGACUUCAUUGCAUUCUAUCACUUAUUUCAAACAUUAACGGCGGACAAUGCGUGCGAUUCAAUGUACGAGGCUCAAAAAUGUGCAAUCAUAAGGUUCCCUGUGGUGUUGUCGAUAUACGCAACCCUCUGUGGAAUCAUUAUUCUCGCCAUUGAAAGAACUAUAGCCACCUUAAAGUAUAAGACUUAUGAGGCGCACGGCUCACGUGUCGUCGGCGUUGUUCUCGUAGUCGCUCAAUGGAUCAUCUGCGUGAUCAUCGCCAUCAUUUCGGUGCUGCUUCGAUCCGACCCCGGGUUCGUCCACUAUUGCACCGCCUACGUUUCGCAUCCAAGAACAGCUGUCUUCUCAUUGUGCUUCAUGUCGACUUUGGAAAUUGUCACACUGCUAUAUUUUAUGAUUUUACUCCAAUCCAAUCAGAGGCGACAAGUCAAUGAAUUUGUAAAUAAAGCGAUGCAUUCGCUCACAGAGAGAUAUCAAUUACAGGAGAAUGUGCGAAUAAUGCGAAUUCUCAUCCCUUCAAUCACAGUCCACGCGGUUUUGGGAAUUGCCGGCCUCGGAUCGAUGCUCGUUUUCGCAAUAUUAUACAGAUCGGCGGAUGAGAGAUUAAUAGUUGGGUUCGCGCCAUUCUCGGAAGUCGUCAUGCUCGUGAUACCGAUUUACGCGGUCGUGUUUCCAUUGGUCGCGAUUUUUCGGAAUAAACAGCUGAGAUUGGCAACGAGGAAGGCUCUUCCGUUUUUGUUCAAUCCCACAAGUCCGGAAACAAGUGAAAUGCUGGUAGAACACGCCCCACCGGUUCACAAUGUCAUUGUUAGCCGGCCGAGUCGUCAACUGGAAAAAGAAUCCGACACUCAUUUCGUUUUGUUGAACGAGAUGUGGAAAAAAGGAUAA